This is a messenger RNA of Anopheles stephensi (Asian malaria mosquito), 5539 nucleotides long. RefSeq names its product angiotensin-converting enzyme-like. The record is from RefSeq and is a predicted model, not a curated record. Gene Ontology annotation, biological process: proteolysis. Gene Ontology annotation, cellular component: plasma membrane. Gene Ontology annotation, molecular function: peptidyl-dipeptidase activity; metallopeptidase activity. NCBI's taxonomy places the organism in Eukaryota, Metazoa, Arthropoda, Insecta, Diptera, Culicidae.
GCUCACGACUGUUUUCUCCACCUAAUUGUGUUACUACUCUGUCCGAAUACACCGUGGUAUUGCGCCUCGGGCAUGCAAAAAACAUUCUAGCCUGUUAUUUUUUUUCCAUCCCACUGCAUCCGCACCCAGCGAACGGUUAGGGAUUAGAAGCGUAAGCUUUCUUGCGGCGAUUAUUAUCGUUUGCACCGCUUCUUCGGAAUGCUGAACCGGGAUAAGGACACAUUUUUUGUAACCGUUCUCGUCCAGCUACAGUUCAACUGUUGUCGUCAACAUUCUAUCGGACAUCAAAACACAUGGCCGUACCACUCGUGGUUUUAAAAGGACGAACCGAACGAAAUGGAGAGAAAGAGAGAAGGGAUAGAUGCCGAUCCUUAUCGCACACGCUCUGGCCGGACCGAAGCGAGUAUCCUUGCGCUCUAGGGAAAUCAACGCAGCUCGAGACCGACUACUACUGCCCGCUCUUCCGGGCGACGAGCGGCGAUUGCCUUCGCGCCAACGGUGGGUGGUCCCCGUCCGUCCGGUGCUGUGCAUGCGGUCAUCGAGGUCGGCGAUUUCGGCGAGGACGUGUAGGAGUAUAAAUAAGCGCUAUUCACUGCGCCGCGGGUUCAGUCGAUGUGUUGCUAGCAGCGUUGGUGGUUCACCGCACACAACAACGAUGAGUCCCGCACGACCAAGCACGACCGGUUCCAGCGCAGCGUUCCUGUGUUUGCUGCCAAUUUUAACCGCACUCCUCGUACUGCCCCAGUUACCGCCAGUUAGCUCAGCGUCCCCGGAAAAUGCAACGGACGCCAGAGCAUGGUUCGAACGUAUGAACGCGGAGUUACAUGCACUCAACCGUGAGGCAGCCCAGUACGGUUGGGAUUUAAGCACACAGCAUCAAUCCCGUGUGGAGUUCACGCUCGAGAGCAUGGUGCAAUUAGCUCAGCGAAAGGCGGCCUGGCUGCAGGACACGUGCGACGAGGGCGCCCUCUACCGGCAGUACGGAUGGCCGUACGAUCGAGCGUACUAUUUGCUGUGUCGAGGACCACGCAAUACCCCGGAGGAGCUCAGUGAAAUGGCCCAGCUGUUUUCCUUCAUCCAGCGUAUCUACACCGAGUCGGAAGUGUGUAUUCCCGCAAACUGUGGCGCAAGCUCGUCGGAUGAUGGGACGCUUCUUUGGAGCAAUACGUUCGUGCGAUAUCCCGGUCUCAGUACGGGGCACUUGGAUCUCAGCUUCGUGGCGCCAGCUUCGCAGGAACUCAUCUCCAGUACACCGACCAAAUUGCCCAAGCAACUGCAGUGCUUCUCCGGGGAGCCCGAUCUGGAGCGUCUGAUGCUCUCGGAAGGGAUGGAACGCGUUUGCCGGGGUCGCUUCCCCAACGAAACCGUUCUUCGCUGGGCAUGGGAAUCCUGGCGCAUGGCGGUGGGACCGCCGAUGCGACAACCGUACGGACGACUGAUUGAGCUCAUGAACAGUGGCUGCAUGCGGGGAGCGAACCAUCGCGAUGCGGGUGAAUGUUGGCGCGAAGAGUUGGAGAUUCCCGAGCUCGAAUUCCUGGUCGAUCGUUUAUGGCACGAGGUGAAACCGUUCUACCAGAAACUGCACGCCGUUGUACGCCGUUUUGUGCGAGCGAAGCACCCGAAGGAGACCUCGUCGAUCGAUAGCGAUGGACUUAUUCCGGCACAUCUGCUCGGCGGCAUGUGGAGUCACAGCUGGAUGGGAUAUGCUCGUGACAUUAUCCCCCACUGUGUAGAUAUAGAUCGAGCAUUCGCAGACACUAACUGGACCUCGUUGGAUCUUGUGCGGCGUGCCGAAGAUCUGUACGCAUCCCUCGGACUUUCACGCAUGACGGACGAGUUCUGGAAGCACAGCGUCAUCGGUAAGGGAGCUGCCGGCGGCAAGUGUCACGGUACCGCCGCUAACAUGUUCGCCGACGGUUCAUCCGACUUUCGAAUGAUCGUGUGCCCACGGUCGGAAGCUCCGGCGCAGGACUUUUACGUCACCGUGCAUGAGAUGGGCCACAUUGUGUACUACAUGGAAGCGUCCAAACAACCUACCAUCUUCAGCGACGGCACGACGGCCGCAUUCCAGGAAGCGUUCGGCGAUGCCAUGUACCUUGGCGCCGUAACACCUCAACAUCUCGUCCGGCUUGGUUUGCUCGAUUCGAAGCAUAUGGCACCGGAGAAAAUGGCGCCAUGGGCCAAUUCUACGCUCAACUCCUUCGACUAUGCGUUUCUGCUGAGGAUGGCGCUGGCCAAGAUUCCUACCAUUCCCUUCGAGUAUCUUAUGGACCAGUACCGGUGGGACAUUUUCGAUGGAAGCGUUGAGUAUGGGCAGGAUGCAAAUAGCUACUUUUGGUUCCUGCUCCAACGACAGCAAGGAAUACGACCGCCGUCUGCGGUGCGAGCGCGCCAUCCGCUCUUCGAUCCUGCCUCCGUUUACCACCUGUCGGAUAAUACACCGUUCGUGCGCUACUUUUUGGCCAGCUUUCUAAGCUACCAGAUCUACGAGGGAUUGUGUCGCGGUGCUCUCUACGGGACGGUUAGCAAUCCGGCGAACGAAAUCCCGAUGCCACUGCAUCGGUGCGAUCUGUACGGUUCGAAGAAGGCGGGCAAGUUGCUGCGGAAGUCGCUAGCACGAGGCGGAUCGGUGCACUGGACCGAAGUACUGGAGGAGCUUACCGGAGACGUGGAGCUGUCGGGCAAGAGUUUGCUCAGGUACUAUCAACCUCUGAGCGAGUUCUUGGAUCGUUUCAUCGAGCGCCAUCAGCUUGUCGUGGGCUGGGAACACUAAACACGGGAGAAAGCUGGAAAUCAUAUCACGGCACUGGUAUUGGGGAACUGGUUGACAAGUGGGAACCAUUAUUUAUUCUUUACCUUCUCGUUUGGUUUCCUUUCCCCCGUAAAUCCUCCACCAUUUUGUACGUGAGUGCGUAUUGUUAUGUUUUGGUUAACAAAAAUAGUUUAAUUUGUAUCUCCUUCCGGGUGCAACACGAUGCACCGAAUGCUUCAUUCACAUCCUUCGGCAUUGCUAACCUUCAUCGAACUCAGUUCUCAUAUUACUUCUUAACACACACGCACUCCCGCGCUUGGGGUGCGCUGAUCAAGCAGCUGGUGCUGGGAAUGCUGCCAUGACGCACUAACACACACACAGACACACAGCAAGCAAAUGGUAAAAUGGCUGCCUCUUUUCCUCACUCGCAUUUGAAAUGGUCAUUCGCCAAAAAAGUUAUAAGUACUCUCUCGGUAACGGCAGUAGCGGAACACACUCACAUUAAACAGCGCCGAAUUUGGAUUUCGAAACGUUUUGCUUAAACGCUUAAGUUAUAAAACGGCUAAACUGGCUAAACUAAUGAGUAACAAUCGGUUUGUCGAAGAAAAGGGUUAGCAAACUUGAGGAAACAGUAAUACAGCCUACCGCAGCAGAGCAACGAGUAUUAUAAUAUACCGGAGCGGAUCGGCACAAACACCUUUACACGCAUUGGCCGUCGAUUUAAAUAACAUUUUUCCACGCUUUGUAUGCCACAUAUUGUCCCUAUUUUCCACACUAAUUUUUCUUUUUUGGUGAAACUUUUGUUGUACGUAAAGAAAGUUUUAAUAUUUGCAAGACUUUCAAUUAAUCUUCGGAAAGCUGACUCCACCAGAAGCAUCUGAUUAAGCGUACUUUUUUCUUCUUUGCUAUCUUAUAUUUAAUACAGUAAGUCCAACUCUUUUAAAGUAACGAUAGCAUUAGGAGAGGUGAAAGGAAACAGCAACAAAAAAACACUUGGAACUAUGUGAAAAAUGUAUAAAAUACGCAAGGUUUCGCAGAACAAAAAACAACUAAAGUGAAACAAAGUAAAUGGAAAAUAUAAGGAAGAAGGAGAAAAACUAUUGCACACUUACCAUACCAUAAGAGCACACGAACGAUAAAGCGGCAGGCAGGACUGUGAAAACUAAAACGAAAAACGGGCUUAAAGAUACCACACUUAUGCAAAUAAAAUAAUUCUCCAAAGAACUACAAAACAACAUUAAAGAAAAACCCCGAAAAAACACAUAAAACGAGAAGAAGGAAAGAAAAACUUGUCCUUACCCCCACACAAGCAGCAGGCUUUCCUCUAUGAACGUUUCGUCUUGUCUUCUUUUUAUUAGUAAAGGGUUUAAUCGAUUAUGGUUAAACUUCGUCCGGCCGUUUAAUCCUUCCGCUUCGCCGUCUCCUCCUUCGCUUCGUUUCGCUCCUUUCCCGUUUGCACGGUUUUGCUCCGCUGCUCCUCUUAUCGUUCUCCUACCUCAUUUGCUCAACUUUAUCUUCGCUUUCUGAAUGUUGUCGGUUGCGUGUCAGUGUGUGUGUGUGUAUGGGUGUGAGUGUGGUUUAUUUGUUACAUUUUUACAUGACCACCGGGCGAAGAACAAAGGAGCACAAACGCUUACUACCAAAUAUUAUUAUUAUAUGCCGUUGUUGCUUUCCCUUAACGUUUACGCGACUAGACAUCCCGAGUAGAGGUAGUCUUUCUCUCUCUCUUGUAAUAUGUGUGUGUGUGUUUUUCACUUUUCUGCUUCUGCUUCCUUAUCGGACAAAACAUAUAACAUAAUUAUUUAUUCGCUUGCUUAUCGCUUAAGCUUGCUUUGUUCUAACCGGUUCUAUGCGCGUGUUACGUCUCAUGUCCCAUUCAUUUAAAGUUAGAAAGGGACGUGAACAAAACCAUCCCGACCAAAAAUACCAACUCCGGGACAAAGCACUGUGCAAGUGUGCGGAAAGCUUUUUGUUACAUUUCCUCUGCAAAAGCGUUUACCCCUCAUAAUCAUCCCUUCUUCGACUGGGCACAUCUGGAAUGAUAUCAAAACGUGUGUGAGAUAUUUCCUUUUCGCUGCUUCUAAUUUUUAUUUUCUUUUUGUCUGUGUGUGUGUACGUUCCGAGACAUAAAUUUAGCUAUAUUUAGAAGUUUACCGUUCAUUACCGAAAGCCUGCCACACACUAAAUCUAUUCGUCAUUCAUUGUCUGCAUAUAGUCUUUCGAUGGCCAUAAUCAACUGCCGCCUGGAAGUCAAUUCAAGCUCAGACUGGAACAAAUAAGCCAUCGACACAGACACCAUUCAAUGCGAAGCACUCACAUGAUCGUCUUCAAAUUUACAAUAAAACGGUAGCGUUAGAUUAUAAAGCACGAUUACAGAUUUCCUUUCGUCCUAUCGUUACGCAAAACUUUGCUCAUAAAUACUAAAGAAAACCGUCCGUUCGGUUCUCCGUUUUGGCCAGUUGUUCACGCUUCCCAGACACACACAGACACACGCAGUAAUAGCUUGUGCGAACGGGGCAAUAAGACAACAAAACCUGUCUUCGUUUCAUGUAAGUCCAUCCAUGAUCGUUCGCUAGGGUUAGUUAGGGUGGUUAAACUAUCUUCAACAAAAAAGGGGGAUAGAAAGAUAGAAGGACCUGUCUGUUACCAUCCUGUGCUCCUCUCGUAUUAAACGGCACGGGACCGCCGUGAGGAAGGAAUGCUACGGGGGGGUGUUUUCAUCAAUUCACAGCAGAGUCAGAGCCUUUCACCCACAGCACAAUGGGACAAGGGAUAGCGACUACACGA